UAGUACAAUAUCCACUAUCCGAUUAUAUAGUUAAAUAAAAUUAAUAGUUAAAAUUACAGGAAUUUAUUUAAAAUUUAGUAUUUACUAUUAAAGAUUUGAAUAUAUUCAAGGGAUUUGAAUUUAUGGAUGCAUAGUGUAUUCAGACAAUUAAGAGAGAUGGAAAGGAUUCCCGAACAAAUGGGUUAUUUGAUCAUGACAAUGGAUGGGGCUGUGAUUUCCUCUGGUGGUGAUUUAGAAAAUAAUGAAAAAAUUGCAGACAUCAUAUCAAAAACAAUUAGCACAAGUAAAAGCUUAUACGUGCCUGAUGAACAAUUCCAGAACAUGUCAAUUUUAUAUCAACACUAUCAUUAUUCUGUAUGUGUGUCAAAUAAGAAAAUCCAUGUUUCCAAAAUUAGACAUGAUCCCAAUACUUUAGAAAAUGAUGAAGUCAAAGUGAUUACCGAAGGUUCUUGAUUAGCUAAACUAAUUAACUUUUAUAUUCUUGAGUGUAAGAUAAAGAUGUUAAGGUUAUAUAAUUGUACUAUAAUUUGAUUUAAAAUGUUUUAAAUUAAUAUUUAUAGAUUGGUUAAUAAUUUUAAUGCUAUUGUUCACAUCAUUAUUAUAUCAGAUUAGGUUAACCAUUAAUGAUACACUUUAUCCAUAAAUUGUCUUGAAAAUAUCUUCAUUAAAC
This is a messenger RNA of Melanaphis sacchari, 670 nucleotides long. RefSeq names its product ragulator complex protein LAMTOR4 (gene Lamtor4). Gene Ontology annotation, molecular function: guanyl-nucleotide exchange factor activity. Gene Ontology annotation, cellular component: Ragulator complex; lysosome. Bases 127 to 453 code for a protein of 108 amino acids. Gene Ontology annotation, biological process: positive regulation of TOR signaling; cellular response to amino acid stimulus. The record is from RefSeq and is a predicted model, not a curated record. The transcript is spliced from 3 exons. Lineage: Eukaryota; Metazoa; Arthropoda; Insecta; Hemiptera; Aphididae.